Messenger RNA from Sorex araneus (European shrew), 2074 nucleotides. RefSeq names its product serpin family H member 1 (gene SERPINH1). The record is from RefSeq and is a predicted model, not a curated record. Lineage: Eukaryota; Metazoa; Chordata; Mammalia; Eulipotyphla; Soricidae. Bases 172 to 1422 code for a protein of 416 amino acids. Gene Ontology annotation, biological process: collagen fibril organization; negative regulation of endopeptidase activity. Gene Ontology annotation, molecular function: serine-type endopeptidase inhibitor activity; collagen binding. The transcript is spliced from 5 exons. Gene Ontology annotation, cellular component: endoplasmic reticulum.
UCCAGAAGUUUCUGGGGCCGGGCGGGCGGGGGCUCGCCUUAUAUAGGUGCGGGAGCGGGGCGGCGGGGAGUGGACUGGCCGGCGGCUCGCGCUCUGCCCGGUCUCGGCGCUCUCCCGGCGGCCCAGCCCUCCCUCACAGGUCCUCCGUGGUGCGCCCGCUACCUCCCAGCCAUGCGCUGCCUGCUGCUCCUCGGCACCUGCUGCCUCCUGGCCUUGGCCGCUGAGGUGAAGAAGCCGGCCGCGGCCGCAGCGCCUGGCACCUUGGAGAAGCUCAGCCCCAAGGCCACGUCGCUGGCUGAGCGCAGCUCCGGCCUGGCCUUCAGCCUCUACCAGGCCAUGGCCAAGGACCAGGCGGUGGAGAACAUCCUGCUGUCGCCCGUGGUGGUGGCCUCCUCGCUGGGGCUGGUGUCACUCGGCGGCAAGGCGGCCACGGCAUCGCAGGCCAAGGCGGUGCUGAGCGCCGAGCAGCUGCGCGACGAGGAGGUGCACAGCGGGCUGGGCGAGCUGCUGCGCACGUUCAGCAACAGCACGGCGCGCAACGUCACCUGGAAGCUGGGCAGCCGCCUGUACGGGCCCAGCUCCGUGAGCUUCGCCGAGGACUUCGUGCGCAGCAGCAAGCAGCACUACAACUGCGAGCACUCCAAGAUCAACUUCCGCGACAAGCGCAGCGCCCUGCAGUCCAUCAAUGAGUGGGCGGCGCAGACCACCGAGGGCAAGCUGCCUGAGGUGACCAAGGAUGUGGAGCGCACCGAUGGCGCUCUGCUGGUCAAUGCCAUGUUCUUCAAGCCUCACUGGGAUGAGAAAUUCCACCACAAGAUGGUGGACAACCGAGGCUUCAUGGUGACCCGUUCCUACACCGUGGGCGUGACCAUGAUGCACCGGACGGGCCUCUACAACUACUAUGACGACGAGAACGAAAAGCUGCAGAUUGUGGAGAUGCCCCUGGCACACAAGCUCUCCAGCCUCAUCAUCGUCAUGCCCCACCACGUGGAGCCCCUCGAGCGUCUGGAGAAGCUGCUGACCCAGGAGCAGCUGAAGACCUGGCUUGGGAAGCUGAAGAAGAGGGCGGUGGCCAUCUCCCUGCCCAAGGGGGUGGUGGAGGUGACCCACGACCUGCAGAAACACCUGGCGGGGCUGGGCUUGACUGAAGCCAUUGACAAGAAUAAGGCUGACCUGUCGCGCAUGUCGGGCAAGAAGGACCUGUACCUGGCCAGCGUCUUCCAUGCCACCGCCUUCGAGUGGGACACGGAGGGCAACCCCUUUGACCAGGACAUCUACGGGCGAGAGGAGCUGCGCAGCCCAAAGCUCUUCUACGCCGACCACCCCUUCAUCUUCCUGGUCCGAGACACCCAGAGCGGCUCCCUGCUCUUCAUUGGGCGCCUGGUCCGGCCCAAGGGGGACAAGAUGCGAGACGAGUUGUAGGGCCUCGGGGUGGCCGCGGGAUGGCAGGGGGCAGUGAAGGCUCCUGAGACACAUGGGUGCUACGGGGGUGGGGGGUGGGGGCCGAGGCCACCGUGUUGGAUAUGCCAUGGGGUGGGGGAGGGGGGCAACCUGCAGGCUUCGGUGCGUCCAGGCAGCCUUGCUGGCCAGAGUCCCGGCCACACUGCCCGGACACGGGCUUCCCGAGAACUCGGCCCACGCUCACAGCCGGUGAGACCUGGACCGCUGUGGGGUGAGGCCUGCCUCAGUGUCAUGUCUGAGCACGCCCGUUCUCCUGAGACCCCGCCCAGCCCGUGGAAGGGGGCCCCUGACCCCACUGCAGUCCCCCACAGCGACCCCAGACUUCCAGCCUCUCACCCACAGAACUAGGUGCUGUGGCCAGGCCCAGGCACCCCCCCACAGUGACUCUGGAAUCAGAAACUAACUCAUGCGGGGGUGGGGGCGGGGAGGGCGACUCUGGCCAAAAAUCAUUGUAUCCAGUAUCCAAGGGACGAACUUUACCCCCUUUUUAUGGGUUUUCAGACAUUGAGUGGGAAGGACAGGGAAAAGGGAGCUUGUUGCUGUCGGCCAAGAACUUAUUUGUACGAUGUGUUUUUCAAUAAAAUGUUUCCAGUGAAACACCUGGGAGCCGGGA